AUGGACAGCGCAUUUGUAUGGGAGGGGACCAAGAUAUUUUGGAAGAGGAGUGGGAGGAUCAAGGGUCUAGCUGAGGGCGGCUUUUCGGGCCGUGAGAUCACUCGGCGCGUGAGGCGCUCUCCUCAAAGGGCCGCAAAAAGCAAGCUGGACAAGGCUUUGUUAGCGGCACAGGGCCAGCCCAAGGCCCAGACGGAUCGUCAAGUGCGUCAGGUCGUUAGGGCAGCUGCUACCGGCGACUAA
Messenger RNA from Phytophthora nicotianae INRA-310, 240 nucleotides. RefSeq lists its product as hypothetical. Bases 1 to 240 code for a protein of 79 amino acids. NCBI's taxonomy places the organism in Eukaryota, Oomycota, Peronosporomycetes, Peronosporales, Peronosporaceae. The record is from RefSeq and is a predicted model, not a curated record. The transcript is spliced from 2 exons.